GCUGGCCUCGGGUGCUCAGGCUCUGGCUACGUUUCUUUCUUUCCGACUCUGGGCACGAGGGCUUGUCUCUCCUCAGGCCGGCGCGUCAGCGCGGAGAUCUUUGCGCGGCCGCUGCGGGCUCCGCAACGCCAGCGCGGGGUGCGCUCGCGGCCGCGCGGCCCGCCCCAGAGGCGGGGUGGGACCCAGAGUUUAGAUAGGAGGCGCCUGCCGUGCGGAACACCCCGCGCCCGCGGAGCUGCCUCUCGUCCGAAGUCGCGCGCGGAGCCGCCGGGGGUUCCCACACGCAGACGCCGGGGCCCUGGCCGUCUCUCAGCCCGGCUCCUGCCCGCUGCGCCGCCCACCAUGCGGCCGCCGCUCUACCGCUGCCACAACAGCACCUCGGUGGAGAAGGGCAACUCGGCGACGAUGGGCGGGGUGCUCUUCAGCGCGGGCCUCCUGGGCAACCUGCUGGCCCUGGGGCUGCUGGCGCGCUCGGGGCUGGGGUCGUGCCCGCCGCGCCCGCCGCCUUCGGUCUUCUACGUGCUAGUGUGCGGCCUGACGGUCACAGACUUGCUGGGCAAAUCCCUCGUGAGCCCCUUCGUGCUCGCAGCCUACGCGCAAAACCGGAGCCUGUGGGGACUGGCGCCCGCGUCGGGCAGCUCGCUGUGCCAAGCCUUCGCCUUCUUCAUGUCCUUCUUUGGGCUCGCCUCGACGCUGCAGCUCCUGGCCAUGGCCCUGGAGUGCUGGCUGUCCUUGGGGCACCCCUUUUUCUACCGACGGCACAUCACCCUGCGCCGCGGCGCGCUCGUAGCUCCGAUCGUGGGCGCCUUCUGCUUGGCUUUCUGCGCGCUGCCCUUCGCGGGCUUCGGGAAGUUCGUGCAGUACUGUCCCGGCACCUGGUGCUUCAUCCAGAUGGUGCACGAGGAGCGCUCAACGUCGGUGCUGGGCUACUCCGUGCUCUACGCCAGCCUCAUGGCGCUGCUGGUCCUCGCCAUCGUGCUAUGCAACUUGAGCGCCAUGCGCAACCUCUACGCGAUGCACCGGCGGCUGCGGCGGCGCCCGCGCUCCGGCACUCGGGACCGCGUGGAGCCGGGCGCCGACGAGAGGGAGGCGGCCGCGCAGCCCCUGGAGGAGCUGGACCACCUGCUGUUGCUGGCCCUCAUGACCGUGCUCUUCACUAUGUGCUCCCUGCCUUUAAUAUAUCGUGCUUACUAUGGAGCAUUUAAAACCACCCAUGAGAAAGAUGGAACCUCUGAAGAAAUGGAAGACCUCCGAGCCUUGCGUUUUCUGUCUGUAAUUUCCAUUGUGGACCCUUGGAUUUUCAUAAUUUUCAGAACACCAGUAUUUCGGAUGUUUUUUCACAAGAUUUUCAUAAGGCCUCUUAUGUACAGAAACUGGCCCAACAAUUCCUGUCGAACUAACAUGGAGUCCAGUCUGUGACACUGUGUUACCACCCAGUCUCUGGUAAGCUGAGAAAUAUGUUACAUUUUCUGUCAAAGAACCGUGUUAAAAAAAACAAACAGAAAAAAACCCUUAAAAUUUGAAAGUUAUCUCCUGUAACAAAACAUUUAAUAUAUUUUCAAAACUAUAUGAUAACAUCUUUAACAAUGUGCGGUCAUUCUGUACUCAUGAGCCAGCUCAGUUCCAGUAGUUAAGAGCAACUACAAUUUCACAUAUUGUAACCAAUGUUAAAAGUCUUAAAGCGAUGAUAUUAAUUGUUCCAAUGUUUGUGCUCAGUGUCCCUAACUUUUUAGAGAGGACUAGAGACCCUUGAGUCUUUAUUCAAAGCCAACAGAAACACCAUGGUUUACAAUUACGUGAUGUGUGUUCUUAAAAUUUCUUACCCUACCCAUUUCUAGUGAAACCUGAUUUGUUGGUUCUAUAUCAUAAUACCCUGGAUUAUAGAUGCCCCACAGAGAAGCGAGAUGGGGAAUAGAGCCAGGUCAGCGUUUGGAGAGACCUUCCCCAGCCACCCUCUGGAGGCUCAUGUGGGGAGACGAUCCAUAAAUAAGUAGAUGCAAGGCAGGGUGUGAUUAUGGCCCAUAACCCAGAGAAGAAAAAAUACCUUUUAUCUUUUGGAGUCUAGCUUUUUGGGAGUGGUUACAAAAUGUUUCAGUUUUUGGAAGCUUCAUUUUAUAGGUUUAUCUUAUUGAUGGAUUCUUUGCAGGAAGGAUUUAUGCUUCUUUGAAAAACAGGGAUGUAUGACUCACUAGAGAGUCACGUUCACUGCGUUGGGCUGUGUGAAGCAGCAGGGCAUUCAGCACAGAGCAAAACCCACCCGGGACUCAGUCAACCUCAAUUGAGGAUAGUAGCAACAACCUUAACAUCUGCCUAUUAACAGCCAUAUUUUGCUCUUUGUGGAAACCGUAAAAUCACGUUGAGGUUCCUGAGAGCUAUGCUUUCAAAACUGGAGUGGGAUGUGGCUCAGAUGGAACACAACGGAGCACUUUAAUUGUACAUUUAAAUGUUUACAAAGGUUAGCAAACUACGGCCAAAAGGGAGAAGUGGGGAAAAUGCAGCUGCAGCUAAUAAACCAAGCAAGGAACUCUAAGCUCAGUUUGUAGGUAGGAAUUUCCCCUUUGGUACUUUUACAUGGGGGAUGUUAAAGAGGUUUUAGCCCCUCUGGGGUCCCUUUGUACCCCAACAUGCUCAGACUCCGAGCUGGAGAGCUGGCUACAUCUGAACAGUCCCAGGACCCCCAUUCAACCAUCCCCCAGCUUAGCAGCAACCCCCCUUUUCCACCUCUGGUUUGUAUUAUUACAGAGAUGUAUUAACCUGGAUAUAUAUGUGUAUUUUGUGUGUGUGUGAUAUAGCAAAACUGUGAAAUGGCCAAAUCAGGAAUAUACAAGCUGUAAUUUUAGGAUAUCACAUGACAAAAAAUGUAUUUGUUUUCAAGUUUAACUUUCACUGGUGUAUUUAAUGUUGAAAUACAAUAUGUGUUCUGUUGUCAGAGGAAUUGCCUCUUUUUGGUGUGUUUUCCAUUUGGAAGGUAAGCUAUGAUAACUGUCAAGCUAUCAGAUGAAUCAAUAAAAAUAAUUUUAUAGUAUCUUGCAGAGGAAGUUUCUUUAAAUGAAAGAAAAGCGUUUGGCUUUCUUUUUUGAAUAAACACUUGACAAUAGUAUUUCUUUCUCUAGCAGUU
Messenger RNA from Ailuropoda melanoleuca (giant panda), 3118 nucleotides. It is a transcript of the gene PTGDR, whose product is annotated as prostaglandin D2 receptor. The coding region runs from base 343 to 1419 and encodes 358 amino acids. Gene Ontology annotation, molecular function: prostaglandin D receptor activity. Gene Ontology annotation, biological process: positive regulation of cytosolic calcium ion concentration; G protein-coupled receptor signaling pathway; inflammatory response. Gene Ontology annotation, cellular component: plasma membrane. The transcript is spliced from 2 exons. NCBI's taxonomy places the organism in Eukaryota, Metazoa, Chordata, Mammalia, Carnivora, Ursidae. The record is from RefSeq and is a predicted model, not a curated record.